CCACAGCGUACGCACGUGUGUUAUCUCCAUUUAUUCAUGCUCUGUGUUCCUUUACGUAUUCAACAAUUAUUACCUCUUAUCGCUAUUUUUAUAUCAAUUUCAUACCAUGGGUUUAUGUGAUAUUUGUGCCGUAAGUAUUAAACGCGGUCAAAACGACUCAAUUACAUGUUUCUCUUGUUUGAAAUUGUACCAUCUUACUUGUGUUUCGUUAAAACAAGAUGAUCUCGACUAUUUAAAUAGUUUGAACAAAUCAUGGUCUUGUGUUAACUGUGCAAAAAAAUCUAAAAAUGCUAUUUCCGUCGGCAACUCUACUAAACAUCUCUCUUCUCUCUCUACUAAUGAACCUGACUUAAAAUUAAUUAUCAGUCAUCUCGAUAACCUACGCGCGGAGCAAACCAAACUUAUUGAUCUGAUCAAUGAGCAAAAUGAGAAACUUAACUCUUUUGACAAAAAAUUCCAAGAUAUCUUCUCUCAAUUAUCAAGUGUUAAAAAUGAAAACAGUGUGCUGCGUAAUGAUUUGACUGCUAUCAAAAAUCGUGUCGAUCUAUUGGAAUCAGCUGUUCCAAAGUCUAAUGCUAAUCACGACAUGUUUUUUGAGUUUAUUGACCGUCAAAAUCGUUCUAAAAAUAUUAUCGUUUUUAACGUGCACGAACAAUCUAGCCAGAACAAUACCUCAGAUACUGAUUCAAUAACACACAUUUUCAAUAAACUCGGAACUGAUAUAAAACCCAUAAAAAUUAGCCGCUUAGGUAAACCUAACAAUAAGCCUCGUCCAUUGAAAGUUGAACUGCAAGCGGCCACAGAGGUAUUUAAAAUUCUCGGUCUAUCACGCAUCCUGAAAUCCGAUCAAAAUCUUAAAGAUAUUAGAAUUACGAGUGAUAAAUCACCGUAUCAGCGAGAACUCCUUCGCGAUCUACGCAACCAGUUGAGAGAGCGAAUAUCAAAAGGCGAGCCAAAUCUGACAAUUAAAUACUACAAGGGUCAACCGACCAUUAUCUCCUCUGCGGUUCAAAAAAACUAGUCACUAAUUCAAGCCUACUACUCUACUAUCAAAAUAUUAGGAGCAUAGUUUCUAAAAUUAACUAUUUAAUCCCCUCACUCAAUACCUCUCUAUUUGAUCUUAUUGCUUUUACUGAAACAUGGCUUUCACCUGAUAUAUGUAACACUGAAUUACACUUUGUUAAUUACAUAAUUUUCCGUUGUGAUAGAUCGCCUCUAAAUAGUGAUCGUUCUCAUGGUGGAGGCGUCUUGAUUGCAGUAAAAAAUACAAUUAAAUGUAAAAUUUUAAAUACUUCUAUUAAUUGCAUUGAAGCAGUUUUCGUGCAUUUACAAAUGGCUGAUACAAUUUUCAUUAUUGGCUGCGUUUAUAUACCCCCUUGUUCCCCAUUAAUAACGUACGAAAAUGUUUUCUCCGCUUUAAGUAAUCUAUACUCAGCCUACCCAUCUGCAAAAUUUAUAAUAUUAGGUGAUUUUAAUCUACCAUCAAUUCACUGGAAUCAUUUAUCGCUCCCAAUAAAUUGCACUUCUCAAGUAGAUUCUUAUUUUGUAA
Molecule: messenger RNA, 1549 nt
Organism: Daktulosphaira vitifoliae (grape phylloxera)
Lineage: Eukaryota; Metazoa; Arthropoda; Insecta; Hemiptera; Phylloxeridae
Exons: 2
Coding region: 107-1021 (304 amino acids)
Source: RefSeq, a predicted model, not a curated record